Mya arenaria is the source of this 2280-nucleotide messenger RNA. RefSeq lists its product as uncharacterized. The coding region runs from base 180 to 1076 and encodes 298 amino acids. The transcript has 7 exons. NCBI's taxonomy places the organism in Eukaryota, Metazoa, Mollusca, Bivalvia, Myida, Myidae. The record is from RefSeq and is a predicted model, not a curated record.
AAAUGCCAGGACUCUUAAAUGCAAGUAAACAAAAUGAUUUGUUAAUGUUGUAUGUUGUCUCUUAAAUGGGCACUCCAUGAUAUGCUUAAAGCUUGGUGUUGCGCUUUGAAAUAUAUAAGGGUAAACUUUGGAGAGUUAAAACAAGCAUGUGUUCAUAUUUGUUAUAGCUAAACUUAAGAAUGUUACCGAUACAGAAGUAUACACUCAACCUAGUUCUUAUCUUACUGUGGACAUUACGUGUGACAGGCAAAGAGUUGUAUAGCCCGGGUGUUCCAGACUGGCGGAAUAAAUCAUGUGAAGAACGUGUAGACUACACCCAAUAUGACCUUGUUAGAGAAGGGUUUUUCGUGGCAAGUGAGAGGCAAAUUUUAUUCGAAACUAAAGGAAAACGUGACGCCCACAUUAUACUGCAAAAUGAGCCAGAAGAAUAUUCAAGCAAUGUUUACGAAGUUGUGCUCGGGUCAGCGCAAAACAGCAUGUCGGUUUUGCGAUUAAGUUGUCACGGACCAAGAAUCGACAACCUGGAGACCCCAGGUAUCCUUAAUGAGACAGAAUAUAGGCCGUUUUGGAUAACAUGGAAUACUAUUUUGGCGAUUGGAAGAGGAACAAAGAUUAAUAUUAGCAGAAUAAUUUUGUUUACACGCUUGGACUUUCCAAUCAAUUCGAUGCGAAUCAGUUAUGGAUGGGGCAGUGUCGGUUUCUUCAGAUUUCAUGACAAAUAUGCUGAUUCUCGCCAUCAAACGACGAUAUCGAGGAAAGAAACGACUGAUAUUAGAUCAACUAAGAAUUGUUCGACAGAUGCGUUGCUUCCAGGAAGAGGGACCACCAUUUCAAAACAGGACACGGACAAACCAGCCUUUAUUGUGGUUGCUCUUUCCACAUCAACUGGUUGUCUUGGCUUUAUGAUUUUGUCAGCAUUAUUUUUUUGGUGCUUAUGGAACAAGAGAAAAACAAAUGGAAUGGGGACUCAUUCACAGCCUUAUUCAGUUGGUGGAGAACAUUACGAGGGGUUGCGCGGGAGAGAACAGGAAGCAGUAUACCAAAAUGAGGAACAUUACGCUUGUGUGUCAGUUUAACACCAUUGAUGAAAUAUGACAACUUUGCUAUUACUACAUAUAAUUCAUGUUAUUAAAGGCAUUGUUUGAUAGACUAGCUUUAUAUGCUAUACGCGUUUUUGAAAGAGACUCAUAGGUUAAACAUUCGAUUUAUGAAACUGUUUAUAACACACGUAAUUUGACGAUGACGUUAGCAAAUACACAUAUGGCACAUCCAGAAGAAGCAGGCCAUGCUUAAUGUCACUUGCGAUAUAAAACAUUCCGUUGACCAAAUUAAUCACAAAUUGAUAGCUUAUGCAUCAUUUUCAGCACAUACUGUGAAACAGGCUAUACAAGGAAUGACAAAUUAAAUGAAGGUUUACGUGAACACAAAACGUAUGAAGGUCUGUGUGUUUAUAUUGCUAACGAUGAAGAACGUUCUUUGUAUAGAUUGUUCGUUAUUUUAGGAUUGUUUUAUGUAUUGCUUUAUGUCUACGGUAAAAUAUGUCUAGAUAUCAAUAUUUGGUAAGUGUUUUCAAGAUAGUAUAUCCAAUUUAAAAUACAAUGGCACAGAUAAUAAUUCAUAAUAUUCUUUCGUAAAAAUGUGUUUUUUGCCUAUAGUAUGCUUAUAGUAUGCACCCGUUUCCGUACCAUUCGUUUGUCCUAGAAUUAUUUUUUUUAACUUGAAGACGUACUGAUAUCAACGUUUGAUAUUUUAAUUACAUUUCACCCAUACAUAUUAAUUGUCUCAUCAUUGACGGACAUUUGGAAGUCCACUCAACACAUUUGUUAUCGUUUCAUUCACUUUAAAAUCAAUAUAACCAAGUCAAGGUAAUUGCUCUCUCUCUUUCUCUCUCUCUCUCUCUCUCUCUCUCUCUCUCUCUCAGAUUGAUAUAAAGCUGAUAUAAACAUAAUAAAUGACAUAUGGUUUUACACGGAGAGCUAUUGUCAAUAUAUUACAUUUUAUGUUAAGUUGUUGUUUUUUUCGUUCGUUCGUUCGUGCAUAACAAAAAACUCACGUCUUGUCAAAAUAUUCUUGGUUGCCAAAAUUGCAUACAUGUACAAAAGCCAUUAGAUAUUUCGUAAAUUCGAUCACGGGUCUUGUUCACUUAUUUUAAAUACAUUUUGCUUGUAAUAUUAAUUGAGUAUUUUAAUGGAUGAUGUCAUCUUCAAUAAACAUUCUUUGCCAUAAAUGAAAUACUUUUGUUUUAUUGUCUUUGCUACUUAUUCCCAUUUAUGUCUUGAA